CUCGCCCGCACACCUGACCACCCAGCGACUGCCUUCAUCAGACUUAAAUCACAACAAUGGCUUCGCUGCUUACUCGUCCUCAGCAGGCGUUCGGUGCUCGCUCGGCUGUGAAGCCAGCCGCGCGGCCCCUGCGUCUAGUAGUCCGCGCCCAGGCCAGCAAGCCCUCGCAGCCGCUCGCCCAGCUCGCCAAGCCAGCGCUUACUGCCUUUGUUGCUAAUGCGCUGAUGGCGAUGCCCGCCGCCGCUGAGGCUGGCAAGAUUUUCGACUUCAACGCCACGCUGCCAGUCAUGGCUGGCGAGUUCCUGCUCCUGAUGGUGUUCCUGGAGAAGACCUGGUUCACGCCUGUUGGGAAGGUUCUUGAUGAGCGUGAUAACCAGAUCCGCUCUAAGCUGGGCUCGGUGAAGGACAACACGGGCGAUGUGGAGAAGCUGGUCAUGGAGGCGGAGUCUAUCCUGAAGUCAGCUCGCGGCGAGGUCAGCAGCAUGAUUAACUCCAAGAAGAACGCUAAGCAGGCUGAGCUUGAUAAGGCAUACAAUGAGGCGAAGGCGAAGAUCACCGCGGAGGUUGAGUCCGCGAUCGCUGGCCUGGAGAAGGAAUCAGCUGGCAUGCUGAAGACCCUGGACGCCCAGGUGGAUAAGAUCAGCGCAGAGGUGCUGAAGCGCGUUCUCCCUGAGGGUGUGAAGGUGUAAAUUGGGCCCGCUUGGGUAGCAGCGUAGCUUGCCUCCAUGUGACCUGUGGAUUGCACGUCGGGUUGUGCCGGCGCGCCUCCUCGUGCAAGCAUCCGCGCACAUCCAAUGGGACAGUUUUAUGCGGACUAUGGUGGAGAGAACUCGCCGUGGUGGAGCGCUGGGGGGGACGUGAAUUGCUGGGAUGUUUGCAUCCAGAUGGGGUGUACUGGACGAAGCUGCAACUGUGGUCCUCCUUUGCGUCUUUGGCAUCCGCAGCCAUGUAGACGUUGAUUACAUUGUACAGAGCUGCACUGACGAGACAUUUUGUUGUUAAUCGAGUGCUGCCGGCGGGGCAGUUUUCUUGGAUGCCCAUCUGUCGCCGGGUGGUGUAUCGGGAGCGCCCCUCGCGAGCCGCUAGACAGAGAGAGAGGUGUGGAGGGGUGGGCGCCGCGUGUCACCUGGGUUGUGCUUUUGGGGCUUACCUUUAGGUUGAGGCAGGUGAUUUCCCGGGAGGAAGAAACAGGCAUGAGGAGAAGAAACAGCAUUAACAAGAAAGCGCCUUUUCGCCACGUGAUGAUGGUCGACUAAUGGUGCCGUACCCUAAUGGUCUUCUGUACGGCAGUGGCAUGUGUUAAGUAAGCGUUGGAGCAGGCCAUGCGGCUGCUGGUUAGGCACCUGGGCACACCGCUUGCUUGUCCCAAUACUACGUGCCUGUAAAGUAUCUAAGCAAGGAUUGUGCUGCUUUCUGUUCCGCCGGUUGCAUGGUACGAUGUGCGUGGUGAUGGGAGGAGCGGUCGAAGUGCCGCAAGAACGGGGCGACCUUUGCACCUCGUCUCUCUCUACCUUCCACAUGGGGUCUGUCAACCAUGCAAUCACACCUUUCACAU
Molecule: messenger RNA, 1555 nt
Organism: Astrephomene gubernaculifera
Lineage: Eukaryota; Viridiplantae; Chlorophyta; Chlorophyceae; Chlamydomonadales; Astrephomenaceae
Source: the annotation of a GenBank genome assembly